AUGCCUUCCUAUUGCGGCUUUGAUCCUGACAAGGACGUGGGUGAUCUUUCUGGAAAGGUCAUUCUUGUCACUGGUGGAACCGCUGGCCUUGGGAAGUCUGCCAUCCUCACACUCGCGGCACACAAUCCCUCACACAUCUACUUCACCGGCCGCUCUGCCUCUUCAGCAACAUCCCUUCUCGAAGCCCUCAAGUCUCUCUCACCGCCUGUCGAGGCGACGUUCCUCGAAUGCGACCUCACAUCUCUGUCCAGCAUUCGUGUUGCUGCAACGAAUUUUCGACAUGAUAGACUUGAUAUCUUCAUCGCCAACGCUGGUAUCAUGGCUGUUGACGCUGGACUUACCAAGGAUGGCGUAGAGAUGCAGUUUGGCGUUAACCACCUUGGAAACGCGGCACUACUCAUGCACCUCUUGCCCGUAAUGCUCAAAACCGCAGAACUGCCCAACGCAGAUGUGCGUUUUGUAUCUGUCACGUCCCUGGGAUACAGAGGCCAUCCCAAAGGCGGCAUCGACUUUGCCACGCUGCACACUACACAAGAAGACAUGUUUAUGGGAACCUGGGGUCGUUACGGCCAAAGCAAAUUCGCCAACAUUGUCUUCGCCCGCGAACUUCACCGUCGACACCCCAAGAGCACAAGCGUGGUAGUCCACCCGGGCGUGAUACCCACCAAGCUCGUGACGGAGCUGGGAUUUUGGAAGAGGAUGUUUGUGUACGUCACGAAUCCUACCAUGAUGACUGUUGAGCAGGGCGGGUAUAACACUGUCUGGGCGGCGGCGGGGGUUGGGAGUAGGCAGAAGGUCGAGGGGGAGAAGGGGAAGGUUGCGUUGUAUUUGCCGGUUGGGAAGGGUAAUGGAGGGGAUGGGAUGUGUUUUGAUGAGGGGGUUGGGAGGGAGUUGUGGGAGUGGACGGAGAAGGAGAUGAGCAAGGUGAAAUAG
Messenger RNA from Fusarium keratoplasticum, 933 nucleotides. RefSeq lists its product as uncharacterized. The transcript has 2 exons. Lineage: Eukaryota; Fungi; Ascomycota; Sordariomycetes; Hypocreales; Nectriaceae. The coding region runs from base 1 to 933 and encodes 310 amino acids. The record is from RefSeq and is a predicted model, not a curated record.